Messenger RNA from Triticum aestivum (bread wheat), 3225 nucleotides. RefSeq names its product mitogen-activated protein kinase 16. The record is from RefSeq and is a predicted model, not a curated record. Gene Ontology annotation, molecular function: MAP kinase activity; ATP binding. The transcript has 9 exons. The coding region runs from base 460 to 1740 and encodes 426 amino acids. Gene Ontology annotation, biological process: protein phosphorylation. NCBI's taxonomy places the organism in Eukaryota, Viridiplantae, Streptophyta, Magnoliopsida, Poales, Poaceae.
UCACGUGUGACUUCACCACAGCAAGUCGGAGAAUCUGGUUUGACUCUCCCUCGCCGGCGGCCGGCGCCGUGCUCCCGCAGCGGCGCAGCCCCCGUGUCCAACUCCAACAUCUACGCCCCGUCGAGUCACGUGCCGUGCCCGCACGAGCACCUGCCCCUUAUCCCUGGCCGCGCUCCGCGCUACCGCGGCGAUCGGGCGUCCACUGCCCAGUCGCGCACCUUCCCUCGCCGUACGAAUAUGGCCCCUAUUCCCGCUCCUAUCGCGCGCCUCCCCCUCUUCCCUCGCCGUGUCCACACCCCCCCUCCCUCAUCCCCGACCAUCAGUACCGGCGGAGGCACGACACACCGCGCGCACGAGGACGCCGCAGCGGAUCGGAGGAGUGGAUCUGGGGGGAAGGGAGACGGCGCGGGGUAGCAGCACAUCACUCCGGAGCACGGGGCGACUGGCGCGGCGGGCGCCAUGGCUAAAAAGGGCACGGAUAAGGGGGCGUUCUUCACGGAGUACGGCGAGGCGACCCGGUACCAGGUCGGCGAAGUGGUCGGCAAAGGCAGCUACGGCGUUGUGGCGUCUGCCGUCGACACCCACACCGGCGAGCCCGUCGCCAUCAAAAAGAUCGACGACGUCUUCGAGCAUGUCGCCGACGCCACCCGCAUUCUCCGCGAGAUCAAGCUGCUCCGCCUUCUGCGCCAUCCAGACAUCGUCCAGAUCAAGCACAUCAUGCUCCCGCCGUCGCGCCGCGAGUUCCGUGACAUCUACAUUAUCUUCGAGCUCAUGGAGUCCGACCUCCACCAGGUCAUCAAGGCCAACGACGACCUCAGCCCGGAGAACCAUCAGUUCUUUUUCUACCAGCUGCUUCGUGGGAUGAAGUACAUACACGCUGCCAAUGUCUUCCACCGGGACCUCAAGCCCAAGAACAUUCUAGCCAAUGCAGAUUGCAAGCUCAAGAUUUGCGACUUCGGCCUUGCUCGGGUUUCCUUCAACGACACCCCUUCUGCGAUAUUCUGGACGGAUUAUGUAGCAACAAGGUGGUAUCGUGCUCCAGAAUUAUGUGGCUCCUUCUUUUCAAAGUAUACUCCUGCAAUUGAUAUUUGGAGCAUAGGAUGUAUAUUUGCCGAAAUGCUUACAGGGAGGCCGCUCUUUCCUGGCAAAAAUGUGGUACAUCAAUUGGAUCUCAUGACUGAUCUACUCGGCACUCCUUCGGCAGAAUCUAUUUCUAGGAUUCGAAACGAAAAAGCUCGGCGAUAUUUGGGAAACAUGAAAAAAAAGCAUCCAAUACCUUUUUCUCAGAAGUUUCCCGGUGUAGACCCCAUGGCACUCCAUUUGCUUGAGCGUCUUCUUGCUUUUGAUCCCACAGAUCGGCCAACCGCUGCAGAGGCCUUGGCAGACCCAUACUUUACUGGAUUGGCAAAUUCUGAGCUCGAACCCACAACGCAACCCAUCUCGAGACUUGAGUUUGAGUUUGAGAGAAGGAAGCUGGCCAGAGAGGAUGUACGUGAAUUAAUUUACAGAGAGAGUACCAUCCUCAGAUGUUGCAUGAGUAUCUUCGUGGUGGAGAUCAGGCAAACUUUCUAUACCCAAGUGGGGUGGAUCGUUUCAAGAGGCAAUUUGUUCAUCUCGAAGAAAUCGGUGCUAAGGGUGAAAAGACUAGCCCGCAGCUGCGGCAGCAUGCUUCCUUACCAAGGGAAAGAGUUAUCGGCAGCAGUGAUGAGCCUGAAAAGCCAAAUGCAGAUUACUGUAUAAAAUUGCAUGUAGGUGAGGUACCAGGUCACACAUCGGUGACAGAUGGCCUUAACAAGCCACUGUUGAACACUCGAAACUUCUUGAAGAGCGAAAGCAUCGGUGCCUCCAAGUGCAUCGUCGUCAAAGAAAAGCGAGAAAAAGAUGUAAGUGCUGCGACAACAUUACCUCCCUAAUACUAUUAAUAAAACCAAAUAUGUUGAGUUGACCUUUUUUCUGUUAAUAACCAAAAUGGAUCAAUGUUGAAAGUUGACGCCAGAUUUUUAGCGACGAUCAGAUUUGCCAUGCGAAAACAGAUACAAUUGCGUACAAGGAUUUGCCAUUGUUCUACAGUGCAAAUUGCCAUGUAGCGUAAGAAAAUCACAGAAAAAUUGCCUUGGUGCAGUGAUUAAUUGCCAUGUGUUCGAUCGGGAUCCGACAUACCUGAGGACGUCAGAUUUUUAAUACUAUAAAUCUAACGUCAGAUUUAUAUUGAGAAAGUUCUUGUCUAGAUUUAAAGGCUCGGUUGUCUAUGCAAAUGCGAUAUAGAACCCGAUAUGAUGUUGUGCUGCUUUUAAGUCAAGAGUUAAAGGCUCAGAUUGUCUACCACUCCCUUCAUUCCAUAAUUCUUGUCGUGGUUUUAGUUCAAAUUUGAACUUAAACCACGAUUAGAAUUAUGGGACGGAGGGAGUAAUUCCUAAAUAACAUGGUAUGGUAAAAAAGCUGUGUGAUAUGUGAUUCGUAUUUCCGAAAUGAGCCAACAUUGAGUCACAGAGUACGGAAUAGUUCCAGUGUCAAUGUAGGUUGAGAAACUGAUAAAAAAUGCUUGAGUCUAUUAAAGCUGAAAGCUCAUUAUGUAUUAAUAAGUUAAACUUUUGUGCAUGUUGGUUGGAUUUCUGUUUCCCAGAACAAACUGACGUGGAGGGUAGGCAGUAUACCUCUCUACAAGGGGUCCAGUUGUACCCUAGCAGCUUUCAGAACAUGCCUUAUAAGUCCUUGGAAUCCAUUAAUUCACAUUGAGUGAACACAUUGAAGUUCCACGCUACGAGUUGAUUCUCUGAUGUAAUGGCCCCUCUAACUUGGAUAACGUUGCUAUCAAUCAAAUUGUGUGUGCUCGUUUGUUUUUGCAGGAGGAAUCUAUGUCUGACUAUAUGCAUGAAGCAUGAAGAACAUCUGAUGAGGAACCGAAAAGGACUGCUCAACUCAAAAGUUUGUGAUGAUACAGGGGAGACAGAAGCACGUCCGAUCCAUGGGGGCUUCACUUCAGAAUCCCGAGCACACGAAUCAGAUCGAUGAACCACACUGAUGCCGGUGCCGGAUAGUCAUCUCAUUGGUUAGCAGAGCAUAGGAUUUAUUUCAAUUUUUUUGGGCGCAACUUUGAUCGAUGCUCCCAUUCAUGUAACUGGUAGAGUUUAGAAUGUAACCAACAGAGUGUAGAAUGUAACCAGCAUAUACUGGAGUAGAGUACAUGACUCGACUUCUUAUUACUCGUGCAAUGCUUUCUUACUA